This is a messenger RNA of Gryllus bimaculatus (two-spotted cricket), 837 nucleotides long. The record is from the annotation of a GenBank genome assembly. NCBI's taxonomy places the organism in Eukaryota, Metazoa, Arthropoda, Insecta, Orthoptera, Gryllidae.
AUGGCACACAGGGCCCGCGGCGCGGCGCAGCGGUUGCAGCAGCGUCGGACGGCGCCGCCGGGCACUCGCGCGCGCUCGCGCGGCGGCCGCGCGAAGCAGCGCGAGUGGCCGAGGGGGGGCGGGGCGGGCGGCGGUGGGCUGAACCAGACACGCGUGCCCAGUAGCUGGGACACGCCCGGGUCAGUGCACUUUCGCCUGCGCUCCCCGCGGGGACGCACGGCGGCGCGUGCGGCGGAGGCCGGUCGCUCUCCUGGCGAGCGCUGCCUGGCUGCCUGGCCGGCCUUCCUCGCCGGAGAGGAGAGGAGGAGGAGGAGAGAGAAGCCAGGCGAGGCGAGAGACACCGCGCCGCGCAGGCCGCGGGUUCAUUGCCCGCCCCGGAGCCGCUUCGACCACCGACACGCGCAUCGACGCGCCGGCGGGCGUGGGCGAGGUGUUGGCUCUCGUGACGUCGGGUCGGGGGCAAUGGGGUUGGUGGACGGCGGGGCCACUGUGUUGCUGAGAGUGGCGGGGGUGGUGGCAGCAGGGGGCGUAGGUGUCGUGUUUUCUUAUGGGGUAGACUUAGUGGUGACGCUAGUGGGUGGUGCGUCUGAUUGUGGAUCGGCGUCGCUUGGGGAGGGUCCAGGCCCGGGGCGCUGCUGUCGGUCGCGUGGAAGGGGGCCGACGAUGACGAUGACUGGUUGGAGUGGGGCGACUGACCCAGCCACUGUGUGUGUGUGUGUGUUUACAUUGUCAUUUGCCUUCGCUCCACGUGGCGGGGCGGGCGGGGCGGCGUGCAGCGCGAGUGGCCGCCCCGUGGUUCACUGUGCGUCGGCUAGCCACCCGCCCCUGCCCAUCUAG